GAUGCGCUCUGAUAUCAUAUUGACCAGAUUAUGGAAUGGCUAUGGAAGGUGGAGAAACUACAUGUCUUCAAUCUCCUCUGAUUGGACAUCAAGGGGACAGUCAUGAAUUUGAUGGAGGAACAUCUGGGCAAGGUUGUUGCAGAAGAGAGAUUAUUGAAGAAGCAAAGAAGCAGCUGUGGCUGGCAGGGCCUCUUGUGGCAGUCAGCAUGUUGCAGUACUGUUUACAAGUAAUCUCCAUCAUGUUUGUAGGCCAUCUUGGGGAGUUGCCACUCUCUGGUGCUUCCAUGGCCACUUCAUUUGCUUCAGUCACUGGUUUCAGCUUAUUGUUAGGAAUAGGAAGUGCAUUGGAGACACUUUGUGGGCAAGCCUAUGGAGCCAGAGAGUACCACAUGGUGGGUAUUCACACACAAAGAGCAAUGCUAACCCUUCUUGUCUUGAGCAUUCCCCUUGCAUUUAUAUGGUUCUUCACGGCCCCUAUUCUCAUAUCUCUGGGCCAAGAUCGCCGCAUAUCUACAGAAGCAGGGAUAUUCAAUAGGUGGAUGAUCCCAAGCCUUUUUGCCUACGGCCUCCUGCAAUGUCUCAACAGAUUUCUGCAGACACAAAACAUUGUUUUCCCUAUAAUGAUAAGCUCAGGGAUCACAGCUGUUUCCCAUAUCCUCGUUUGUUGGCUUCUUGUCUUUAAAUCUGGUCUUGGAAGCAAAGGAGCAGCCUUGGCAAACACCAUCUCGAAUUGGGUUAAUGUAUUUAUGUUGGCAGUUUAUGUGAAGUUUUCCCCUGUUUGCUCAAAAACUUGGACCGGGUUAUCAAAACAAGCACUUCAUGAUAUUCCCAACUUUUUGAAGCUUGCAGUACCUUCUGCUACUAUGAUCUGCUUUGAAUAUUGGACAUUCGAGAUGAUUGUUCUCCUCUCUGGCCUUCUCCCAAAUCCCAAACUAGAGGCAUCUGUGUUAUCGAUAAGCCUUAACACAUGUUGGAUGGUCUACACAAUCUCUGUUGGUCUUGGUGGAGCUAUAAGGUCAGUCUUGCAGUACAUAAUGGCAAUUUUUGUCACAUUCCUCAUCAAAUUCCAUUUGUACAGCAACCUGCAUCAAAAGAAAACAGAAGUCCUAAAAGAAUUAUAUUUUCCUCUUAGUUUUUGGGUUUAUACUGUUGAUCAGCAACCAUCUUUUCAUAUUAUGUUGUAUUGUAGUACAAGAGUUUCAAACGAACUAGGUGCCAAGCACCCACAACAUGCACGCUUGGCAGUAUGGGUAGUGAUUAUAAUUUCCAUAUCAGAGGGUGUCGUGGUUGGAACCGCUACUAUUUUGGUACGCCAUGUCUGGGGAAAGCUAUAUAGCAAUGAAGCAGAAGUUAUCAGAUAUGUGGCUAAAAUGAUGCCACUUCUUGCAUUAUCUAACUUCUUGGAUGGAUUCCAAUGUGUGCUUUCAGGGGCUGCUAGAGGAUAUGGAUGGCAAAAUAUUUGCACAAUUAUCAACCUUGGAGCUUAUUACAUCGUGGGAAUUCCUUGUUCUGUGCUAUUUGCUUUUAUAUGCAAUUUUGGAGGCAUGGGGCUUUGGAUGGGAAUCAUUUGUGGCCUUGGCAUACAAGUGACAGCACUUGUUACCAUGAAUUUAUGCACUAAUUGGGAUGAAGGUGUAGGGGCAUCUCUCAGUGCCUGGGUUUUCCAUCCAAGUUUGCAUGAUGAACCAAUGAGAAGAGAUGAAGAAAAUGAAGAAGCAAUUGUCCUAGAUUAUGGGCACCCAUAGCAGCAAGUACAUAAUUACACUUACAAAGCAACAUCAACACCUCAAUAGACCACACUUGCAAAUUGAAAUAUAGACCCAACAGAAUACCACACUCGCAAAUUUAAAUAUAGACCCAACAGAAUAAUUCCACAAGUAAGGGUGUAUAAGAAUGCAGACAAAAAAAAAAAAAAAAAAAAAAAAAGGAAAAAGGAAAACAAGUGGGGCUUGGACUACUUGUUCGGUUGAUUGGUUGAGCAACCCAACCCAAUAUCAUAAAAUCUUCGUUAAUAAGAUGAUUUUCAUUACCACCAUGUAUACAUUCACAAUGUUUUCAAGCACAUAAACAAUGCUGUUGAAAUGAGUUCUAUUGGCUCAUGCUAGUUAUAAUUCCAUUAGUUUCUAGUAAUAUUUUAUGGUUCUAGUAGCACAUCAAGCAUUCUUUACGAUUCUAGUAAUGGCAUGAGCAUUUUCUAUGAUUUUACUAGUUGUUGUAGCACCAUGAGAAUUCUAGAUGAUUUUCCUUUGUAUAUAUACUUACCUUCAUACUA
Messenger RNA from Vitis vinifera (wine grape), 2272 nucleotides. Its product is annotated as protein DETOXIFICATION 16. The record is from RefSeq and is a predicted model, not a curated record. The transcript has 6 exons. Bases 36 to 1745 code for a protein of 569 amino acids. Gene Ontology annotation, cellular component: membrane. NCBI's taxonomy places the organism in Eukaryota, Viridiplantae, Streptophyta, Magnoliopsida, Vitales, Vitaceae. Gene Ontology annotation, molecular function: antiporter activity; xenobiotic transmembrane transporter activity. Gene Ontology annotation, biological process: xenobiotic detoxification by transmembrane export across the plasma membrane.